UCGACGCAGCUCAGUCGUAUUUCUCAAACCUAACAACUCACAACUCAACUCAUCUUCUUCUUCUGUUCCUUACCUUCUACUUUUCUUCAAAGCCGAUUUUGUCAUCGAUCCCCAAGUCAGAGAUUUUCCUCUGUAAUUUAUUCCCUUUCAAAAAUUCAACUUCUCAAUUGUUUCCUUCAUUCAUUCCAGGCAUUCCAAUUUCAAUUUAUUAUUAAUUUAUAUUCUUCUUCUUCGACUGCUUGUUCUAUCUGGGCUUAGGGUACUUGGAUGAACCUGCGCCGUCAUAAUUGAUUUAGCCUGGAGAAUUGAAAUUACAUAUUCCUCAGCUGAUUAUUUUCAACUGGGUUAUUUUCCUACCCUACUAUGCUAUCUCCCCAGAAAAACCCAACUGGGGAUUCGCAACCUCCGCCGGAACAGCCACAAUUAGCUUCAAAUGCUAAACCCGAGAACCCUCCAUUCUUUUUAAGACAGCAUGUUCUCGCUUGUCGUCAGAGGGAUGUCAUCUCUAACUGGCCAUUUCCGAAGAAAUAUUUGCAUCUGUGUCUCAGUUACGGUAUCAAGGAGGUGUUGCCACCCCUUGAGUCCCAUAAAUCAGCUCUGCAAUCAAUUAGAGGAGUUGUAAGUUCUAAUUGUGCUCAGCAAGAAGAUAAGGCUGAUGAUCUCUUUCAGAACAAGUCAUUGGGUACUGUUGUGCCAGAGAAUGAACGUGAAUGUGUAUUGAACACUGAACCAUCACUAUCAGAAAUUUCGAUCCAGUAUUGCCCUUCUUCUCCCCCAAAUAGAAGUCAUGAGCGUGAACAAAAUGAGACUAAUUUGAGUUCUGAAGUUGCUUCCAGUUCCAUUUUCAUAUGUUCAACAGGUCAGCCUUCAGCUACAGUGUCAAACUCACGAAGGAAGAAGAAGAAUGGUUUUAGUCCACAUAUUGGUUCCAGUUCCAGUGUCAUAGUUUCAACGGAUCAACCUUCAACUUCAAUACAAACUACAACUACGUUGAGUUCUAUUAGGCAGCAGAGUCGUAAGGAAAGACGGCGUAAUGGAAAGCUGAAGAAGCGGACGAUGGCUGCUAUUUUAGAUGUAGCUAAGCCAUCUACAUUAGAAGAUCUUCUUAGAAUUAAAAGAUUGUGCUGUGUUUCUGGUGACCCUUUUGAGCUGGAUGGUGAAGAAAAGAAAUGUAUCAUUGAUGAUGAAAAUAAUUGUGAAUCUGACCUAACCAAGGAUAACUCGAUUGAAAAACUUGAAGAGGAGUGUGAAGCUGCUAAUCUCAGUACGCAAUCCAGACAAAGAUUGGUGGUGAAGUUCAACUUUAGCGGAUGCAAAUCCAAUGUCUAAAACAAGAAUGAUACAACUUGGACUACUAUGGAUGGAGGUUUAGGUAGAACAGUUAGUUUUAAUGGCUGUUUUGGGACAUUGAAGAAGGGUGGCUUACAUAUAUACAUGAAGCUGAGCUAAACCAGCUACUUUUUUUGCCACAAAUUCCGUAGAACCUGAAUUUUCCCCGUCAGGAUGAUAAAAGCAAAAAAGAAAGUAGUUGGUGUUUGCUGAAGAGGGACCAAACACAGAGAUACAGAGAGAAAGACAGACGGAGAGAGCUAGCGGUUAUCUCUGUCAAGUGUAUGAGGAUAUUUCAGGGAUUCCUUGACUGAAUAUACAUGAAUUUGAGUAAAACUUUACGUGAAUGAUGAGUUGGUCACUCCUGUGAUCUAAGUAUGCUACCUUAGGAUGGUUUCUUAUUGCUAUGGAAAUUCAUGUUGGGUAUUAAUGCCGUAUGAUGAUCUUAGUUUGUCCAGACUGCCUCUUUGACCAAGGAUGUGCUUGAAGAUCUUGGACAACAUUCUUGUUUACAGAUGACCACACAAUUGUUCAAGCUGCUACUUGGGAUGUCACUGUUAGCGUCACCUCUAAAUGUUGCAAAUUACAAAUGUUCAGAAGUUGGAAGCCUCCGUUGUACACCCAGUUCCUCGGUUCCUGAUGUUCCUAUUAUUGCUUAGGGAUAUUGUCUGAUUAUGACAUUCUUAAGGUUCAAGAGUUGCUGAGGGACCAUCCCAGGUUUGCUCUCAAAGUUGACCUCAUGAAAGCCUGUAUGGAGACUUUAUUCUAAGCAGUUUUGGAUCUUUCAUAUUUUUCGUUAAAUUUUGUUUGCCUGUAUCUGUCAUAGCUACAGAAGUUCUCUGAAGAGAAAAUUUUACAUGUGACUAAUAAGCCGUAAAUGUAAUUUUUAGAAAUAGAGUA
Argentina anserina (silverweed cinquefoil) is the source of this 2229-nucleotide messenger RNA. RefSeq lists its product as uncharacterized. The coding region runs from base 364 to 1329 and encodes 321 amino acids. The record is from RefSeq and is a predicted model, not a curated record. Lineage: Eukaryota; Viridiplantae; Streptophyta; Magnoliopsida; Rosales; Rosaceae. The transcript is spliced from 3 exons.